GCGAUGGGAUUCGGUGGUAAAAGAUGGAGACGUCGGAUUUAACAUAACCAACUCCGGUAGUGCGAUGCUUGAGGUCCCGCACAUCCUAUCUUACACCGGGAAAAUAGCAUCCUCGACUCGACUCUGGUCGAUUUCACUGUCAUAGCCAUCGCCCGUACAAAGCAAAGCGACUGUGAAAAAUGGCUGCCCGAAAGGGUAUCAUGUCGCCCGAGGUGAAGAACCUUAAUCCUCCAAAGUAUGAUCCCAUCUCUCUUGACGAGCUCAGCCGAUCCGAUGGUAAAGAUCCCAGCCGCCCGACCCUCGUCGCGAUCAAAGGAAUCGUCUUUGAUGUCUCUGGAAACCCCGCCUAUAAACCUGGUGGAAACUACAAUGUCUUUGCCGGAAAAGAUGCCUCGCGCGCUCUAGCACGCUCGUCCCUGAAGCCGGAAGAUUGCCGACCGGAAUGGCAGGAUUUGGAGGAUAAGGAAAAGGGCGUUCUUGAAGAAUGGUUUUCAUUUUUCAGUAAGAGAUAUAAUAUUGUUGGAAAGGUGGAAGGGGCAUCGAAUAUUUAACAAACAUGAAUGCGAUGGAUGGUAUGGUGGAACCCAAGUAAUUGAAGCGGGCGUGAUGCCUUUGAAUGAUUCAAGGCAGGCAUGGCAGGUUCAGCUGGUUCUUGAAUCGACGUAUAUAGGUGGAGCGUAAGACUGACCCCUUAAGAGAUACGAUUUGCUCCUAUCGUGUAUUUUGGGUAUACAUCAUUGGUGGGGAUGCCGCAUGUUAAAUACGCCCAGAGCUACUCCGUAAGCAUUGUGAGGAUUGGAGGCUGUAGAUA
Messenger RNA from Coccidioides immitis RS, 811 nucleotides. Its product is annotated as progesterone binding protein. The coding region runs from base 180 to 551 and encodes 123 amino acids. NCBI's taxonomy places the organism in Eukaryota, Fungi, Ascomycota, Eurotiomycetes, Onygenales, Onygenaceae. The transcript has 3 exons. The record is from RefSeq and is a predicted model, not a curated record. Gene Ontology annotation, cellular component: membrane; endomembrane system.